UCAAGCUUUGUCAAACACGUUUCUCUUCCCAUUCCCUCCAAAGUCCAUACACCCCCACCCCACCCCCACUCCCACACAACUUACACAGUCGCAGAACCUCCAUUAACGACUAGCUCGGUCGCUCGCUCUAGAAAUAGAGUUGUCGGGGACUGUCAACAUGUAUAUAAAACAGGUCAUCAUUGAAGGAUAUAAGAGUUAUCGGGAACAAGUAGCCACUGAAGAUUUCAGUCCAAAAGUUAACUGUGUUGUUGGUGCAAAUGGAUCUGGCAAGUCUAACUUUUUCCAUGCAAUCCGUUUUGUCGUAAGCGACCUCUUUCACAAUCUGCGCAGUGAAGAAAGACAGGCUUUGCUUCAUGAAGGAGCAGGUCACCAAGUGUUAUCUGCUUUUGUGGAAAUUGUAUUUGAUAAUUCAGACAAUCGAAUGCCGGUUGAUAAGGAGGAAGUACGGCUGAGAAGAACAGUCGGUCUCAAGAAGGAUGAGUAUUUCUUGGAUGGAAAACAUAUCACGAAGACAGAGGUCCAGAAUUUGCUGGAAAGUGCUGGGUUUUCUCGGUCUAAUCCCUAUUAUGUUGUGCAGCAGGGAAAGAUAGCAUCAUUGACAUUAAUGAAGGAUUCAGAACGACUUGAUCUACUGAAGGAAAUUGGAGGGACACGUGUUUAUGAGGAGAGGCGUCGAGAAAGUUUAAAAAUCAUGCAGGAAACUGGUAACAAGAGAAAGCAAAUUAUUCAAGUUGUUCAAUACUUGGACGAGAGAUUGAAUGAGCUUGAACAAGAGAAGGAGGAACUGAAAAAGUAUCAACAGCUUGACAAGCAGCGUAAAUCUCUGGAAUACACAAUUUUUGACAAAGAACUUCAUGAUGCACGCCAGAAAUUGAACGAGGUAGAAGAGGCUCGAAACAAAGUUGCCGAGAACUCUACUAAGAUGUAUGAGAGUGUGCUGGAGGCUCAUGAAAAGUCCAAGGAGCUGGAGAAGUUGUCCAAAGAUCUGACAAAAGAAAUUCAAAUUUUAAGCAAGGAGAAAGAAGCAGUAGAGAAACAGCGGACAGAGGCUAUUAGAAAGCGAGCCAAGCUUGAUCUUGAUUACAAAGACCUUCAAGAGAAGAUGUCCACAAAUAUUAAAGCUAAAGAUGAUGCACAGAAACAACUCAUGAUUCUGGAGCGAGAAGUUCAAGAAACAAAGAAUGCACUCAAUGAUAUCAAGCCUUUGCAUGAGAAACAAGUAAAAGAGGAGGAGGACAUCACUAGAGGGAUUAUGGACCGUGAAAAGAGACUUAGCAUUCUUUAUCAGAAACAAGGCCGUGCCACCCAAUUUGCGAGCAAAGCUGCUCGGGACAAAUGGCUCCAAAAAGAAAUUGAUGAAUAUGAGCGAGUUUUAUCUUCAACCUUAAUGCAGGAGAAAAAGCUUCAAGAUGAAAUUGAUCAACUCAAAAAAGACAUGAGAGAUCAAGAUGAUAUAAUCAAAGUUCGUAAAGUUGAAGUGGACAAAAAAGAAACCUUCAUAUCUGGUUAUCGAAAUGCUUAUAAUCAGUAUAAAGUGGAUAGAGACAAACUGCAUGAUGAGAGGAAGUCUCUGUGGACACAGGAGACUGAACUGACUACUGAAAUUGAACGGCUCAAGGCUGAAGUUGUGAAGGCAGAGAAAAGCCUAGAUCAUGCAACUCCUGGUGAUAUAAGAAGGGGUCUGAAUUCUGUAAGGAGGAUUUGCAGAGAGUAUGAAAUCUCUGGAGUAUUUGGACCAAUUUUUGAGUUGCUUGAAUGUGAGGACAAGUUUUUUACAGCUGUUGAAGUUACUGCUGGAAACAGCUUAUUCCAUGUUGUGGUUGAUAAUGAUGAAACAUCAACUAAAAUUAUUAGACACCUCAAUGCUCAAAAAGGUGGACGAGUUACAUUUAUUCCAUUGAACAGGGUUAAAAAACCACAUGUUAAUUAUCCACAGGGCUCUGAUGUGAUUCCGCUUCUGAAGAAAUUGAGGUUUUCUGAUUCAUAUUGUAGGGCAUUUGAGCAGGUGUUUGCAAGAACUGUAAUUUGUCGAAAUCUGGAUGUUGCCACCAGGGUUGCUCGUACCGAUGGGCUUGACUGUAUCACUCUGGAAGGUGACCAAGUUAGUAAAAAAGGUGGCAUGACUGGUGGAUUUUAUGAUCAUAGACGCUCAAAAUUGAGGUUUAUGAGCACCAUCAAACAGAAUACAGUGUCCAUCAACCUGAAGGAGCGUGAACUUGAGGAAGUUAGAUAUAAACUUCAAGAUAUAGACCAGAAAAUUAAUGAACUUGUGGCUGAGCAGCAGAAAAAUGAUGCUGGCCUGGGUCACGACAAGUCUGAGUUAGAACAGCUUAAACAAGACAUUCUUAAUGCUGAAAGACAGAAACAAUCCAUCUUAAAAGCUCUUCAAAAGAAGGAGAAACUGCUUGGUAAUAUUCUGAAUCAAAUAGAUCAGCUCAGAGCUAGUAUAGCUAUGAAACAAGAUGAAAUGGGAACAGAACUUGUUGAUCAUUUAACGCCGGAAGAGCGAGAUUCUUUGUCACGUUUGAACCCUGAAAUCACGACUCUGAAGGAGCAGCUGAUUGCUUGCAGGGCAAAUCGGAUAGAGACUGAAACUAGAAAAGAGGAGCUUGAGAUGAAUCUGUCAACAAAUCUUGAAAGACGAAAGCAAGAGUUAAUGGCUAUGAAUUCUUCUGUCGACGUUGAUAUGCUACAGGCUGAAGUUGAGAGCAAGUAUCAGGAACUUAAGGAUGCGGACUCACUAGUUGAUCAUGUCACUAAAGAGCUUACAAGGGUUUCUCGAAAUAUAGAUGAACGAAACAAGAGGCUCAAGCAGAUCAAACAGGAAAAGGAUAAUCUGAAGGCUCUUGAAGAUAAGUAUCAGAAUACACUUCAAGAUGAAGCCAGAGAACUGGAACAGAUGCUAAGUAAACGGAACACCUAUCUUGCCAAGCAAGAAGAAUACUCUAAGAAAAUUCGGGAACUGGGUCCUUUAUCUUCUGAUGCCUUUGAGACGUACAAAAGAAGGAAUGUAAAAGAAUUAUAUAAGAUGCUGCACAAGUGUAACGAGCAGCUGCAACAGUUCAGCCAUGUAAACAAAAAGGCACUUGAUCAAUAUGUAAAUUUUACCGAGCAAAGAGAAGAACUCCAAAGAAGGCAAGCUGAACUGGAUGCUGGGGAUGAGAAAAUCAAGGAACUUAUAUCUGUUCUGGAUAUGAGGAAGGAUGAAUCAAUUGAGCGCACGUUCAAGGGCGUGGCUAAACAUUUCCGUGAAGUAUUCUCUCAGCUUGUUCAAGGAGGUCAUGGGUUCUUAGUUAUGAUGAAGAAAAAGGAUGGUGAGGAAGAUGACAAUGAUCCUGAUGAUGAUGAGCCGCGUGCUGAUGCAGAGGGAAGAGUUGAGAAAUAUAUUGGUGUGAAAGUGAAGGUGUCGUUCACUGGACAAGGAGAAACACAGUCAAUGAAACAGUUAUCAGGGGGCCAGAAAACUGUGGUAGCACUGGCACUUAUAUUUGCCAUACAAAGAUGUGAUCCUGCCCCAUUUUAUCUUUUUGAUGAGAUAGAUGCAGCACUAGAUCCUCAGUACAGAACAGCUGUGGGGAAUAUGGUUCGUGAUUUGGCAGACAGGGGUAGCACGCAAUUUAUCACGACGACAUUUCGCCCGGAGCUUGUGAAAGUGGCUGAUAAGAUAUAUAGUGUGAGCCACAAAAAUAGAGUUAGCAAGGUCACUGUUGUAUCCAGGGAAGGAGCCUUAGAUUUUAUUGAGCAGGAUCAAUCACAUAACUGAUUGAGUGGCACAAGAGGUGUGGAGGGUUGGUGAAGAAGCUCUUCUGCUACUGCGCUGCUUGUUAUUGCUGAUGAAUCGUUGGUUGUGGAAUAUUGAUGCUAAUGUUUAAUGUGUUAUGGUUGUUGAUGAUUUCUGUAAAUGUAGAAAACUUUAUUGAUGUAACGUUUACUUCAUACAACUGCACUUAUGUAAUAUACAUAUAUAUGAACAUAGAUAGCUUUGAUUAUUCAUCUGUU
Messenger RNA from Solanum tuberosum (potato), 3999 nucleotides. Its product is annotated as structural maintenance of chromosomes protein 3. Gene Ontology annotation, molecular function: protein binding; ATP hydrolysis activity; ATP binding. The transcript is spliced from 30 exons. Lineage: Eukaryota; Viridiplantae; Streptophyta; Magnoliopsida; Solanales; Solanaceae. Gene Ontology annotation, biological process: chromosome organization. The record is from RefSeq and is a predicted model, not a curated record. Gene Ontology annotation, cellular component: chromosome. Bases 158 to 3763 code for a protein of 1201 amino acids.